Messenger RNA from Schistosoma rodhaini, 2179 nucleotides. The record is from the annotation of a GenBank genome assembly. NCBI's taxonomy places the organism in Eukaryota, Metazoa, Platyhelminthes, Trematoda, Strigeidida, Schistosomatidae.
AUGAGUUCGAGUUAUUUAUUCAAAGUGCCGUUUGCGUGUCCAUCACAGUUCCCUAUCUUCACACGUUCAAUUAUCAGCGUGGUGUUUUUUGGGAGCGAUUAUUAUUCAUUACCUCAUUUACGCGCCUUGGAAGAGCGUCAAUCUCAGCAUAAAGAUAUUCAAUUAUUGUUUGUGGUUACUACCUCAGAUAAAACUCCUGUGGGAUAUCAUUGUAUUCAGAAUAAAAUAGACCACGUGAUUUGGCCACGCACACUUACGAAUAAUUCAAUAAUCAUCAAUGCUGUUAGUCAACGAAUAGAUAAACUACAAAGUAUAAAUUCUUUGGAUAAACCAGAGAAAUUGUUAGGCGUAAUUGUUUCAUUUGGUCGAUUUCUACCAUCAUCACUCUUGUCUUUAUUCAAUUAUGGGUGCUUUAAUAUACAUCCAUCAUUAUUACCAAGAUGGAAAGGUUCUAACCCAUUAUUAUAUACUUUAUUAACCGAUGAUAAAGUUACUGGGAUUACUUUAUUCCGAUUAAAUCCGAUGCAUACAACUUUCGACUCUGGAUCUGUUUUGUAUCAAAAAUCCAUUCGUCUACCUUGUAAUAAGAAUACAAUGCUAACACCGAAUCAAUUAGCUACAUAUUUAAUGCCACAUAGCAUUAGUGCUAUGUUUGAGGUCAUUUUAUAUCCUAACUUACCACAUUUAGUCGGUGUUGAUCAAUCAGUGAUUUCAGCGAAAUUUCAACUUUCAAUAACGUAUGCUCGUAAACCUCAACCCUAUAUGGGUUUAAUCAAUUGGCAGGAACAAUCAGCCGAAGAUAUAAUUCGAUAUUGGCAUGCAUUUCAAGGCACUUGUGUAAAUUUAUAUACGGAGCUUUGUUUAUUGAACACUGUACAAGAAGAAAAGGAGAAUAAUUCUUUAGUUGCAAAUUUUCGUCUAUCCGAAUGUCCAUUGUUGGUACCACAUAUUGAUCGUGCUUCUAACAAUAACAAUGGCCAGAAUAAUGCUGAAGUUGCCGAUAUAUACUGUCCAAACUAUGGGUCCAAAAUUAUGGACUAUCUCAAUGAAGCUUCAAUUCUUCUGCAUCAACCAUAUCCAUCGUCAUUACCACCUGGAAGUAUUGUAUAUUUACGUUCACAAAAAGAUAAGAAACAUCAUUUAAUACCAUACGCUUUCAUUGCUUGUAAGCCAAAUAAUUCUUCACCUAUUAUAAAACAGAAUAAUUCUGUAUCAUGGUUAGCUGUUAAAAGUUUUUUUGUGAAGUGGCCUAAUUCAUCAACGAACAGUCGACAUUUAACAGCUAUUGAUUUAUAUAAUGGUUAUUUUUCAAAAUAUAUUCAUUUGCUACCAUCGGCAUCAUCGACACUGAAAGUAUCUGUAGUAAAUGAAGAGCGAAAUUCUCAACAAUUUGGUGUACGUUAUUUUGGUGAGUUUUGGUCUAACUCUUCGUCUACAUCAUCGAUACUAAGUGGUAAUAAUAAUAAUGAUAAUACCUUGAUAAAACCUUGGAAUGAACUAACACCGACUAUCCUACCUUCUCAUUUACAAUCAUCAUCUGAUAUGUCAAUCGUUGUAUAAAAUGUACAUAGUUGAUAGUUAAAAUAAAUAUUUUUACUAAUAAAAACAAUCUAUUUUAUUCUUUUCUAUUGGCUAAGAAACAUUUUUUUAUUCAUCGAAAGUUAGACUUGAUUAAUAUACAUAAAAAAGUUAAUAAUCUCUUAUCUAUUAAAAUGAGCUCGAGUGAGAAGUGUGGUUAAAUGCAGAAUAUUAGGUUAAGAUGGCCAAUCGGUUAGUGAGGUUGUGAAUCUUUAUCGACCGAGAUAGCUGCAUAUGUCCAACUACCAUCCACCUUAACUCUUAAUGCUUGCUGACUUGGAAGCACGCUGACAGGAAGACAUAGUGUCAGUUCAUGAAGUUAAUUAGCAUUCGUCUGAACCCUGUUAAUCAGUGUACACUACUUGUUUGUAAUCCAUCGGAUUAACGCAAGCAAUGGCUGCUUACGUUGAAUGACAUCUCAAUCGGUUGCAAUGACACAGACUCAUUCACUAUUUUCUUUUCCCCUUGAUAUUCAUUUUUAAAAUGGUCUCAUACAUUUAUUCUGUAGAGUCACUCUUCUAAAAUUAAAUUGUCUUAAUAUUUUCUACUGUUAUUGGUACUCUUACUACCCCUAUUCCUAUGAUGCUUAUCUUGAUAAUUU